GUAUAAAUAAAAUACGAAAAAGAAAAUAAUGAUCAUGUUACCACAAUCGUUGAGUCAAGUGAUUUUUGCAUUAUAUUAAAUACAUAUAAAAUAUAAGUUCAGUUUGUAGUUGGCUGCAAGUGGAAGUAAGUAAUUUCUUUUACAAAUAUUCCGAUAAAUCUGAAAACAAUUAUAACAUGGAGGAUAAUUCGAAUUCUACAAAAUAUACUGGGAAAUAUGAUAAUCAAAUAAAACUACGAAAAGCUAAAUUAGAAAAAAUGCGUAAAGAAAGACAAAUAUUACAGUAUGAUAAGUUAAUGCGUGAAAAGACGGCUCAAGUAAAUUCGGAAGAAAAUCGUUUAAAAAAAGAAACACGAGAAAAAGCUAAAGAAAUAAAUGAUUUAGAAAUUAGUAAAAUUCAGGAGGAAAUAAAUAAAUUAAAGGACAGUCCUAAUAGUGAACACUCUUAUUGUACAAUUGAAUAUGAAGUAAAAACGGUUGAAGAUAAAAUAAGGUGAGAAUUAGAGUUAAUUGCGUUGCAAAUAAUGUACAAGUCACGAUGCAAAAGG
Lucilia cuprina (Australian sheep blowfly) is the source of this 548-nucleotide messenger RNA. RefSeq lists its product as uncharacterized. The transcript is spliced from 2 exons. The record is from RefSeq and is a predicted model, not a curated record. The coding region runs from base 177 to 497 and encodes 106 amino acids. Lineage: Eukaryota; Metazoa; Arthropoda; Insecta; Diptera; Calliphoridae.